This is a messenger RNA of Somion occarium, 2260 nucleotides long. NCBI's taxonomy places the organism in Eukaryota, Fungi, Basidiomycota, Agaricomycetes, Polyporales, Cerrenaceae. The record is from the annotation of a GenBank genome assembly.
ACCCGCUGUCUUCAUUUCCCUCGGCUUCUAAGUUGCUAUGCACUCUUCAUGUAUUUUCGGUCUCCCAGAACACCAUAACGCCGCAAGAACAAUAACGAAGGCCUCCACAGUACGUCAAAAUUGGAUUUGCCCGUGGCCUCAUGGGACCCAGUCGUUGUUAUGUCGAAGGCAGUUUGACAGGUUCUCCGCAUUGAUGGCUUAAUGGAAGACCUUAUAUUGAGACGGGAAGAACGCGUUAUUGUCUGUGUUGGGAGUUCUCGCGCUUCAUCUUGUUCCCCCUGACUGAUAUAACCCACGACGAUAGGUUUGUGGGUCCAUCAUCAGCCAGCUAGCCUGUGCAGCGAUCUUGCUCUAACGACCUCGACUUGUAAUACCUAGACUCUUGCUCUGACAUCUGUAUCCAUACAUCCCGCUGCUAUCUUGUGACUUGUCGUACCCGCUCUCAUAUCUCAUUGCUCUCUUGCUUGUUCUUGCUGUCUGCUGUCUAGUUGAAACAUCAUUUUACAUGUCAUCGUCUCGUACACGGACGCAAUCUUCGUCUAAAGUUACUACACCUUUGUUUCUCCCUUCAUACUCUUUUCUCGCAUAUCCCCCACAGAAAGAGCGACCUACACAGCCUCUUCCAACUACACCCAAGUAUACGUCCAUCGAACCUUAUACGCCUGUCAGGUGUAGAAACCGUUCAUCAACUUUUACGACGAACAUCACCUCCUGGAUCUCUCACGUUGAGCCAGGCACUCCUGCACCUGUCUCACCGGAACGCAAGGGCUCUAUCGCCAGUGCGACGUUUGUUGCGUUCCCUUCUUCUGGCGACAAGGAGAAUCAAGCCAACACGCUUGAGUCCCUUGGCUACACAUCCACGUUUGUGAGCCUUCAGGGUAUUGCUCGCCCUCCAUCUGUACCAGAGAAACGCAAGAAGUCCUUUUCUAAGGAUAAGAGUUCUCAGGUUGAUCAGGUUACGCGGCAGAAAUCAUUGAAACAUUCUCGCUCCCUCUCUUUCUUCAGAUCACGCACACAAUCGACUCCAUCACCCCCUCCACCCGCUCGCACUCCUACACAACUCACCAUGCCUUCUUCCAAAACAUCUUCACACUCUCGCACUCAUUCCGUCGCAUCUACUGUCACGAAGUCCAAAGCUACGAAGUAUCCCAAAGUGAGACCGCCACCAUUGGCUACAGACCUCGCUCUUGCACAAUUCGUCGAUGGUGGCAGCGUUGAGGACCAAAUCAAACGGUACAACGAGGCAAAGGCGAAAGCUGGAGGCGCCAAAAGAGUGAAUGGACAACUUGUCGGCGUUGGAGAUGUGUACAGAGAUGAAGACGGUACUGCCUGGCGCGAUCAGGAGGAAGCAUUGGAACAUAGCCACCUUUUGAAGGAUGAAGCGGAGACAGGUUGGGUGAAGUUCCGUUCUCACUUGGACGCUACGGUUCAGGAAGGCAAAUCGGUUGAAGCCUCUUUGGAGGAUGAAGAACGUCGAGGGAGCGUAUCCACGCAGGCUACUCAGGAUUCGGACUUGGAUCCUCGAUAUGUCAUGGACGCCGAGACUGCUGCUCAAGACGACCUGGCUGCUUUCAACAGUGCGAGGCUUCGUUCGCCUAACAUGGCUACUAUUGCCAUACCAUCACAAAACUGUCGAGUUGCCAGACACAUGCGCAAAUCAGAAGACCUCUUGGAUACUUUCCCAGUUCCAAUCUCUCCUCGAUCCCCGCUGACCCCACGUCCGGAUCUCAACGCGGGCACCAAUGAUUCAAGCCACGCUGUGCGCUCAGCAACGAAGACACGGCGUCGACCAGCGCCGCUUGCGCUGCCUCCACAAAGUCCGGCAUUCGUGUGUCCCACGAAUCCAAUCAGUGAUGCGGAGGAAGUACGGCGAGCGUUUCUCGAGUCUUCGUUCGCGCCCGCACCUCGGAGUCCACUGUCACCUGUCACCGCUCGUACUGCCGUUCCCCACAGCGCAAGGAAAACGAUGUCGAAACAGUCUGUGCUGAAUGUUAACGUGAAAGGCCUUCUGAAGGCCGUUGGUCGGAGGAAGUAAUCAGCUCAUCGAAGAAUAACUCUAGUAUUAAUCGUAAUCAAUCGCGCCGGCGUGGAUCGUUGGUGUACUAUACCAUUUUGUAGCCAUAGGAAUUCUUACGGUCGAAACUCGCCGUCCACCUCUGAACUUCUCGUAUUGAGGAAAUUCUGAUGUCCCAGGCUGUUAAUGGGCGGUCGUAAUGGUAGUCAGCCACUGAAGCUGCAAUUCACCUAGCAUGUUGAAACC